Molecule: messenger RNA, 1308 nt
Organism: Dicrocoelium dendriticum
Lineage: Eukaryota; Metazoa; Platyhelminthes; Trematoda; Plagiorchiida; Dicrocoeliidae
Source: the annotation of a GenBank genome assembly
GGAGGAUCAAUAAGUCAACACACUACAUUGUGAUCCGUAUGGCUGCUGGUUAUACUUCUUCGGGAAGCAAGGAAGAAUGUAAACAUCGACCACCAAUAUAUCCAUUGGAAGUGAUUGGUGUUGCUGGGAUCUUGAAGUAGGCGGCUUACAGAUCUGUUGAGUUGGCUGGAAAGUACAGUUCAGUCAACAGCAACAUCGCACAAAUAUUCGUUACACGUAGACCACGAAGAAUGUGGAAAUGAUAAUGCGCCUUUCAGAGAUGAUGUACAUCAACAGAAAUGGAUACCAGAAAAUCAGUCAUCGUCAAAGGAAAUGAAGGUAAAGACUGAGAAGCCCAUGCUGUUCUUUCAUUGUCCCGCGGGUCUUCGAUCAACGCAAAAGAUAAGACAGUCAUCUUUGCUGAAGAACAACGGAGCAAAAUGUCUAUCGAGCUAUCAUGGGCAAGUAGACGAUAGCGAUCAAGAGACCUUGUUCACGGAGUUAGAAUCAGAGGGUGAACAUAUCUGCUUCGAAAAUUUUCGCCAACUAGAGAUCGAUACCUCCAGACCGGAUUGCAUCCAGGCUUACAAAAAGAUAAUAGAGUCCGUUAUACCGCAAACGGAGACCAAAUUAGACACCCCGGGUCCAGAUGGGAGGGGGUCUAACUCAAUGAAGCAGAGUAAUACAUGUGGUAUCAGACUGCGAGCAGAAUCGGACAUGGAGAAACUUCCGAACGAAGAAAAAGUGCGAGCAAACGGUUUUGAUAAUGAAAGUUUGUACAUGCGUCAAAGAUCCACUCUCACAGACUCUAGAGCUUCACAUCUCCUCACCCAGAUGAAUAAAUUGGACGGUGAAAGCGUUUUUAGAGAAGACGAACACUGUAUAGAGCAUUCUUUCCAUGAAGCGCCAAGAAACUGUGAAAUUCAAGAUGCAGUUGUUCCGGGCAGAAAUUCGAUAGAGAAUAUAUGUCAUCGUCUGAAGGGGAAGAGUUUAAAUUUGCAAUCCCUCCAAAAGUCAGUCAACAGACAAAGCAAAUUUCCAACGACCCAGCUACCAUUAAUUGAAAAGGUAGAGAAGAUCAUAACAAUACGAAGACAUACAAUGAAACGGUUCUGUAAAACGUCAGACUUCCAUGCGAUGUCAGCUAACUUCGGUAUCGGUGUCAUGCAGGACAAAGCAUUUGAGUUCACAUAUUCAUCGAAUGUGCAGAAUAGAACGGUAGUCCAUUCACUUAAAACAAAACUCGACUACGAAGAAAGUGAGACACUUCUGUCCUCCGAUUCGACACGGAGUCCAGUAUUGCCAGUGACAACAGUGGCGUCUGUGUAG